This is a messenger RNA of Vigna umbellata (rice bean), 1015 nucleotides long. RefSeq names its product Mitochondrial import inner membrane translocase subunit Tim17/Tim22/Tim23 family protein. Lineage: Eukaryota; Viridiplantae; Streptophyta; Magnoliopsida; Fabales; Fabaceae. The record is from RefSeq and is a predicted model, not a curated record. Gene Ontology annotation, molecular function: transmembrane protein transporter activity. Gene Ontology annotation, biological process: protein insertion into mitochondrial inner membrane; protein targeting to chloroplast. Gene Ontology annotation, cellular component: chloroplast inner membrane; TIM22 mitochondrial import inner membrane insertion complex.
GAUAGAGAGUAUAAGAGAACGUUAUCAAAAUAAAAACGAAAUAGUAGUCGAUAUCCUUGAAUGGAACAAGGGAAGCAAGGAAUUAUGGUGGCGUCUCAGAGUCAGAAUCCCUUAGAGCAAAUCCAAGCACGUUUCAAGGAAUUGGAAAAUGGCUUCAAACUCUGGCUCUCCAAGCAGUCGCUCCCCGUCGAGGCUGCCGUCGUCACCACCACCAGCGCCGCCCAGGGCGCCGCCAUCGGCGCCUUCAUGGGAACCCUCACCGCCGAUGCUCCCUCUGCUUUCCCCACCCCUCCGCCCAACGCCGCUCUCAACCCUCAGGCCAUGGCAUCUCUUAAGCAAGCUCAGGCUCUAGCUGGAGGUCCUUUUAUUCAGGCUCGGAACUUUGCUGUGAUGACGGGAGUGAAUGCUGGAAUUUCCUGUGUCUUGAAAAGGUUGAGGGGCAAGGAAGAUGUUCAGUCCAGCAUGGCGGCAGCUUUUGGUUCGGGGGUCAUGUUUUCAUUGGUAAGUGGCAUGGGUGCACCAAAUCAAGCAACAAACGCAGUCACUUCUGGACUUUUCUUUGCACUUGUUCAAGGUGGACUUUUCCAGAUAGGACAAAAGUUUUCCCAACCACCGGUUGAAGAUAUUCACUAUGCUAAAACAAGACACAUGUUGAACAAUCUCGGCCUUCUGAGUUACGAGAAGAAUUUUAAGAAAGGCUUGUUAAACGACAAUACUUUGCCUUUACUCACAGACAGUGCUCUCAGAGAUGUGAGGAUUCCCCCUGGACCAAGACUUUUGAUUCUUGACCACAUUCAGAGGGACCUUGAUCCCAAGGAGAAGCGAGGAAGCCGACAUUGAUUGAUAUGAAUAGUUUGCUGCCUUGAACUUUGAAAGCCAUUGAAAAUGGAUCUUAGGAAGGAAGUUUGUGUUGCAAAUGAAUUUUGUCUUUUUUGUUUUUUUAGCUUCACGUUCCAAUGCUGUUGCAGUAUACUUGAUAAAAUUUGAUAACUAAUCAGUCGUUUAUUUCAGUUCA